Messenger RNA from Trichechus manatus latirostris (Florida manatee), 10220 nucleotides. RefSeq names its product proline rich coiled-coil 2C (gene PRRC2C). The transcript has 35 exons. The record is from RefSeq and is a predicted model, not a curated record. Lineage: Eukaryota; Metazoa; Chordata; Mammalia; Sirenia; Trichechidae. Bases 347 to 9010 code for a protein of 2887 amino acids. Gene Ontology annotation, biological process: hematopoietic progenitor cell differentiation.
AGGCGCCGAGGGGUGGUCUUGCGGAGAUUUGCCUUACGUACGCAGCGGCAUGACGUAGGACGUAGGGGCUGGCUAGCCGCCAUCUUGCUUCUUUUUCUCGGUAGCGCUCUACCUUUCGGGAAGCAGGCAAAGUGUUUUGGCAGUUUGUCCAUCCCCUGCUUUGGCUUUCCUGGUCCGGUGGCCCUUCCGGCCCCUCCUCUAACCCUAGCCUCCCCUUCCCCUCCCCUAGGUCGGAGCUCGGCGGAGACCCUCGAAGUGCGCAAAUCGCUCAGCUUGACACUCACGCUGGCCGACUGGUUUUAAGGGGUGUGGCUGGAGGUUUUGGACUCGAUGAGUUUCCACCGAAAUGUCGGAGAAGUCAGGCCAGAGCACAAAAGCAAAGGAUGGGAAAAAGUAUGCAACACUCAGUUUAUUUAAUACUUACAAGGGUAAAUCAUUAGAAACACAGAAAACCACAGUUGCAGCUCGACAUGGAUUACAGAGUCUUGGAAAAGUUGGUAUUUCACGGCGUAUGCCUCCACCUGCUAACCUCCCAAGUCUCAAAGCAGAAAACAAAGGCAAUGAUCCUAAUGUGAACAUUGUACCUAAAGAUGGCACAGGAUGGGCAUCAAAACAAGAACAGCAUGAAGAAGAAAAAACACCAGAAGUACCACCAGCACAGCCAAAACCUGGGGUCACAGCUCCCCCAGAGGUAGCACCUGUUCCCAAAUCAUGGGCCAGUAACAAGCAAGGUGGGCAAGGAGAUGGAAUCCAAGUGAAUAGUCAUUUUCAGCAAGAAUUUCCCAGCCUGCAGGCAGCUGGGGAUCAGGAAAAAAAAGAAAAAGAAGCAAAUGAUGACAACUAUGGACCUGGACCUAGUUUACGCCCACCAAAUGUUGCUUGUUGGAGAGAUGGUGGUAAGUCUGCUGGCUCACCUUCUCCAUCUGAUCAAGAUGAAAAGCUCCCUGGUCAGGUUGACAGCACAGCUGCAACAUCAGAGCAAAAUGAUAUCCUCAAAGUGGUGGAAAAGAGGAUAGCUUGUGGUCCUCCACAGGCCAAACUGAAUGGACAGCAGACUGCUCUUGCUUCCCAGUAUAGAGCUAUGAUGCCUCCUUAUAUGUUUCAACAGUAUCCAAGAAUGGCAUAUCCUCCUCCUGUACAUGGUCCCAUGAGGUUCCCACCUUCUUUAUCUGAAACAAACAAAGGCCUUCGAGGAAGAGGCCCCCCUCCUUCAUGGGCAUCUGAGCCUGAACGCCCCUCCAUCCUUAGUGCAUCAGAACUCAAGGAGCUUGAUAAGUUUGAUAACCUAGAUGCUGAAGCUGAUGAAGGUUGGGCAGGUGCUCAGAUGGAAGUGGAUUAUACAGAACAGUUGAAUUUCAGUGAUGAUGAUGAGCAAGGAAGUAGUAGUCCUAAAGAGAACAGCAGUGAGGAUCAAGGUCCAAAAUCCUCUGAAAACACUGAAAACCGAAAAGAAGCAGAUGAAGUUAACAGCACUAAAUCAUCUUCUCAGAUACCUGCCCAGCCAUCAGUAGCAAAAGGUCCCUAUGGGAAAGGAGCUCUGUUUAAUCAGGAACGUGGAACAUCAUCACACCUGCCACCACCCCCAAAGUUGCUUGCACAACAGCAUCCACCUCCUCCAGAUCGACAGGCAGUACCUGGAAGAGCAGGCCCUUUCCCCCCCAAGCAGCAAGUACCUGAUGAAGAUGAAAUUUGGAAGCAAAGACGAAGACAACAGUCAGAAGUUUCUGCAGCAGUGGAACGUGCUCGUAAACGGCGGGAAGAAGAAGAGAGAAGAAUGGAAGAACAAAGGAAGGCAGCUUGUGCAGAGAAACUGAAACGAUUAAAUGAGAAGCUUGGCAUUGUGGAAAAGCAACCAUCUCCAGAGGAAAUUAGGGAAAGAGAGCGUGAAAAAGAACGGGAGCGUGAGAAAGAACUUGAAAAAGAACAAGAACGAGAGAGAGAGAAGGAGAAGGAAAGAGAGAGGGAGAGGCAACAGGAAAAGGAGAAAGAACUGGAGAAGGAGCAGGAAAAACAAAGAGAAAUGGAGAAAGAAAGAAAGCAAGAAAAAGAGAAAGAACUAGAACAGCAGUGGGAAAAGGAAAAAGAACUGCAAAAGACGAGAGAACAGGAGAAGGAAUGUGAGCUGGAACAGAAGGAAGGGGAAAAAGUGGAGGAAAAAGUUGAAUCCAAAGAACCUGCUUUAGAGCCUGUGAUAGAAAAACAGGAAAGCGAAAACAGCAGUACUAAAGAGGAGGAGCCAGUUUUCACUAGACAAGAUAGCAGUCGCAGUGAAAAAGAAACCACACAAGUGGCUCAUGAAACAGAACCAGAAUCAGGGGCUCAGCCUCGGCCUGCUGUAUUAUCUGGCUAUUUCAAACAGUUUCAAAAGUCUUUACCACCACGAUUCCAGCGGCAGCAGGAACAGAUGAAACAGCAGCAGUGGCAGCAGCAGCAACAGCAGGGUAUACUUCCACAAACUGUGUCUUCACAGCCAUCCAGUGGUGCUGUCCCUCCUCCACCACACAGACCUCUGUACCAGCCCAUGCAGCCUCACCCUCAGCAUUUGGCUUCCAUGGGUUUUGAUCCAAGGUGGCUCAUGAUGCAGUCAUAUAUGGAUCCUCGCAUGAUGUCAGGAAGACCUACUAUGGAUAUUCCACCCAUUCAUCCUGGAAUGAUUCCUCCUAAGCCAUUAAUGAGAAGAGACCAGAUGGAAGGGUCGCCAAACAGUUCUGAGUCAUUUGAGCAUAUAGCUCGAUCCACAAGAGACCAUGCCAUUUCCCUCUCUGAGCCUCGUAUGAUGUGGGGGUCAGAUCCCUAUCCUCAUGCUGAGCCUCAGCAGGCAACUACUCCCAAGAUAACAGAAGAACCUGAGGAUGUAAGGCCUGAAGCCCCUUUGGAACAGGAACAGAUUACUCCUGCUUAUCCUGUAGAACAUAGUCAGUUGGAUUCUCAUCCAAAAGUAGACUUUCUCAGAGAAUCAUGUGAGACAGAAGUACAAAAGUUUCUAAGCAGAUCUGUGGAAGACAUUAGACCUCACCAUAGUGAAACCAACAAUCUGUCUGCUUGUUUUGAAGUAUCUGAUCAAAAGACCAUAUCCACUCCUCAAGAAGAACAGAUUUCAGCUGGAGAAAGUCAGCCUGUUCUGAAAAGAAGUGUUUCCCAUGGAUCUAACCAUACUCAGAAAUCAGAGGAACAAAGAAAUGAGCCAUCUGUAAGCAUUCCUAAAGUAACCAGCAGAUGCAUUGAUUCAAAAGAACCAGCAGAAAGACCAGAGGAAAAACCAAAAAAGGAUGGCUUCAUACGAUCUUCGGAAGGACCAAAACCUGAAAAACUGUAUAAAUCUAAAUCUGAAACUCGCUGGGGCCCAAGACCAAGCUCCAACAGACGGGAAGAAGGUAACGAUAGGCCUGUGAGAAGAUCGGGUCCCAUUAAAAAACCUAUACUUAGAGAUAUGAAAGAGGAACGAGAGCAGAGAAAGGAAAAAGAAGGAGAAAAGGUCACAGAAAAAGUUGUAAAGCCCGAAAAGACAGAAAAGAAGGAUCCUCUUCCUUCACCCUCACCACCUCCAGCACCGACCCAGCCACAGUCAGUUCCACCACCACCUCCACCAGAACUAGAGAAACCUCCUUCAACAGAAACUUCAGCUGUGGCUCAAAAGCCAUCUCAAGAUACUGAGAAGCCUUUGGAACCUCUGAAUAGUGUUCAAGUAGAGCCUACAGUUAAAACUGUUAGCCAACAAAUGGUCUCAGCACCAACAGUCAAAGAAGAGAAACAGCCUGAGAAGGUCAUCACUAAAGACCUUGUUAUAGAAAGACCUCGACCAGAUUCAAGACCAAUAGUCAAAAAAGAAUCAACUUUACAAACCCCUAGGACCUAUUGGAAAGAAGCUAGAGAUUGGUUUCCAGAUCAAGGAUACAGAGGUCGAGGCCGAGGUGAAUAUUAUUCCAGAGGUCGAAGCUAUAGAGGCUCUUAUGGAGGGCGAGGCCGGGGUGGUAGAGGGCACCCUCGAGAUUAUCCUCAGUAUAGAGACACUAAGCCAAGAACAGAGCACGUGCCCUCAGGGCCUCUCAGGCAGCGAGAAGAAAGCGAAACCCGAAGUGAGAGCUCUGACUUUGAAGUCGUCCCUAAAAGAAGAAGACAGCGAGGUUCAGAGACUGACACAGACAGUGAAGUUCAUGAAAGUGCCAGUGACAAGGAUAGUUUAAGCAAGGGUAAACUGCCCAAAAGAGAGGAACGAUCUGAAAACAAAAAACCUAUAAAGCCUCAGUUUUCUUUCAAGCCUGAAAACCAUGUCCGAAUAAAUAAUAGACCACUUGAAAAACCUUAUAUGAGGGAUGAUGACAAAUCUAAACCAGGCUUCCUUCCUAAAGGAGAGCCAACAAGACGAGGCAGAGGGGGAACAUUCAGACGUGGUGGAAGGGAUCCUGGAGGUCGCCCAUCACGCCCCACCACCUUACGAAGGCCUGCUUAUCGGGACAAUCAGUGGAACCCAAGGCAGGCAGAAGCUCCUAAACCAGAAGAUGGAGAGCCACCCAGAAGACAUGAGCAGUUUAUUCCUAUACCAGCAGAUAAACGACCUCCAAAGUUUGAGCGAAAAUUUGACCCAGCUAGAGAGAGGCCCCGAAGGCAACGCCCUACCCGACCACCAAGGCAAGAUAAGCCUCCUCGGUUUAGACGACUAAGAGAGAGAGAGGCUGCUUCUAAAACAAAUGAGGUGACAGUAUCCACAAAUGGCACAGUUAACAGUGUGGUUCAAGAAGCAGCCAGUACUGCUGGGGAUAUUUCUGGGAGUAAGACACCAGACUUAUCUAAUCAGAACUCUUCAGAUCAGGCAAAUGAAGAGUGGGAAACAGCCUCGGAAAGCAGUGAUUUCAAUGAGAGGCGUGAGAGGGAUGAAAAAAAAAAUGCUGAUUUGAAUGCACAAAUGGUUGUAAAGGCCGGAGAGAAUGUUUUACCUCCAAAGCGGGAAAUAGCAAAGAGAAGUUUUUCCAGUCAGAGACCUGGGGUAGAUCGCCAGAAUCGGCGCAGCAACAAUGGUCCACCAAAAUCAGCAAGGAAUUUCUCAGGUCCUAGGAAUGAAAGAAGAAGUGGCCCACCAUCCAAAAGUGGGAAGAGAGGACCAUUUGAUGACCAGUCUGCAGGUACAACUGGUGUUGACCCAGUCAAUGGCAGCUCUACACACCACCAAGAAGGAGCACUUAAUGGUACAGGACAAAAGAACUCCAAAGAUACUACUGGGAAAAAAAGAGAAGACCCCAAACCAGGUCCUAAAAAACCCAAAGAGAAAGUAGAUGCUCUCUCACAGUUUGAUCUCAACAAUUAUGCAAGUGUUGUUAUAAUCGAUGACCACCCUGAAGUAACAGUAGUUGAAGAUCCUCAAUCAAAUUUGAAUGAUGAUGGUUUUACCGAAGUGGUAUCCAAAAAACAACAAAAACGUUUACAGGAUGAAGAACGCCGAAAGAAGGAAGAACAAAUCAUACAGGUCUGGAACAAAAAGAAUGCAAAUGAAAAAGGAAGAAAUCAGACAUCUAAGCUUCCUCCAAGAUUUGCCAAAAAACAGACUACAGGGACCCAGCAAGCACAGUGUCCUGCCUCAGCACCAAAUUCAGCCUCAGCUCCAGCUCUAGCUCCAGUUCCAGCUUCAGCCCCAGUUCCAUCCUCAACCUCAGCCCCAAUUCCAGCAUCAGCCUUAGCUCCCGUUCCACCAUCAACCUCAGCUCCCCUUCUAGCCUCACCCUCAGCUUCAGUUCCAACCUCAGCCUCAACUCCAGCUCCAGCCUCCACCUCAGCCACAGCCACAGCCUCUUCCUCAGCUCCAGUCCCAGCCCCAGUCCCGAUUCCAGCCCCAACUCCCAUCCUUGCCUCAAUCUCAGCCCCAGCCUCUGUCCCUAUCCUUGCCUCAGCCCCGACCUCAGUCCCCAUCCUUGCCUCAGCCCCAGCUUCAGUCCCCACCCUUGCCUCAGCUCUAGUACCAGCUUCAUCUCCAACUCCAGCCCCAACAGCAUCAGCCCCAACUGCCCCAACAGUCUCAGCUGCAGCUGCCCCAGCCUCAGUUCCAACUGCCCCAGUCCCACUUGCCCCAGCCCCAUCUACCCCUGGCCCGUCUGCCCCAGCCCAGACUCAGGCACAGACUCACAAAACAGUCCAAAAUUCACUCCAGACUACAACACAGACUUCAAAACAGCCACCACCUUUAGUUAGGCUGCAUUCAGCUCAGACACCUAAUGGUGUAGAUUAUGUAACCACAGGAAAAUCCAUCCAAAACUCGCAGUGCCAUGGCACUCUUACAGCUGAAUUGUGGGACAACAAGGUGGCCCCACCCGCUGUGCUGAACGACAUCUCUAAAAAAUUAGGUCCCAUUAGCCCACCACAGCCACCUUCAGUCAGUGCAUGGAAUAAGCCCUUAACAUCGUUUGGAUCAGCUGCUUCACCAGAGGGAACAAAGAAUGGUCAAGAAAGUGGAGUUGAAAUAGGAAUUGACACAAUUCAGUUUGGUGCUCCAGCUUCAAAUGGGAAUGAAAAUGAAGUUGUUCCUAUGCUUUCGGAUAAACCUACUGACAAAAUACCUGAGCCCAAAGAACAACGGCAGAAGCAGCCACGGGCAGGACCUAUCAAAGCCCAGAAGCUUCCAGAUUUGAGUCCAGUAGAAAGCAAGGAACAUAAACCUGGUCCCAUUGGAAAGGAACGUUCGUUAAAAAACAGAAAAGUAAAAGAUGUUCAGCAGGUGGAGCCAGAAGGACAAGAGAAGCCAAGCCCUGCUACAGGCAGAAGCACAGAUCCUGUCACAACAAAGGAAACCAAAACCGUCUCAGAAAUGUCUUCUGAAAUAGGAACAAUGAUUUCAGUGUCGUCUGCAGAAUUUGGCACUAAUGCAAAGGAGUCGGUAACAGACUAUACUACACCUUCUUCUUCUCUGUCUAACACUGUGGCUACUAAUAAUGCAAAGAUGGAGGACACUUUGGUUAAUAAUGUGCCCCUGCCCAACACCCUUUCCCUCCCUAAGAGGGAGACUAUCCAACAGAGCUCCAGCCUGACUUCAGUUCCUCCCACUACUUUCAGCCUCACCUUCAAGAUGGAGUCUGCACGAAAGGCAUGGGAGAAUUCUCCAAAUGUAAGGGAAAAGGGGUCUCCAGUAACUUCCACAGCACCUCCAAUUGCAAGUGGAGUCAGCAGUGGUGCCAGUGGGCCAAGCACUGCUAGUUACAAUUCGUUCUCAAGUGCAUCGAUGCCUCAGAUUCCUGUAGCCUCAGUGACUCCUACAACAUCAUUAUCAGGAGCUGGUACAUACACUACCUCUUCUUUGAGUACAAAAUCUACAACCACCUCUGACCCUCCUAACAUUUGUAAAGUGAAACCCCAGCAGUUACAGACAAGCAGCCUGCCUUCUGCAAGUCAUUUUUCACAGUUAAGCUGUAUGCCUUCCCUUAUUGCCCAGCAACAACAGAGUCCACAAGUCUACGUGUCUCAGUCUGCAGCAGUAACACAAAUUCCAGCUUUCUAUAUGGACACAAGUCAUUUAUUCAAUACCCAGCAUGCACGAUUGGCUCCCCCAUCCUUGGCUCAGCAACAAGGCUUCCAACCAGGUCUUUCUCAGCCAACUUCAGUUCAGCAGAUUCCAAUCCCUAUUUAUGCACCAUUGCAAGGACAGCAUCAAGCUCAACUGAGUUUAGGGGCUGGGCCUGCUGUUUCCCAAGCUCAGGAAUUAUUCAGUUCUUCACUUCAACCAUAUAGAUCUCAGCCAGCCUUUAUGCAAAGCAGUCUAUCCCAGCCAUCUGUGGUUCUUUCUGGCACUGCCAUCCACAACUUUCCAGCUGUCCAACACCAGGAACUCGCCAAGGCACAGUCAGGUCUUGCCUUUCAGCAGACUUCAAACACUCAGCCUAUUCCUAUCUUGUAUGAACAUCAGCUGGGUCAGGCAUCAGGACUAGGAGGCUCCCAACUGAUUGACACUCAUCUUCUCCAGGCUAGAGCGAAUCUUACCCAGGCUUCAAAUCUGUAUUCUGGACAAGUACAACAGCCUGGUCAGACCAGUUUUUAUAACACUGCCCAGUCACCAAGUGCUCUCCAGCAGGUAAACUAUGGCAUGGUUACAGUACCUUUGCCAGCCUCCCAGCUUUCCUUGCCUAAUUUUGGAUCUACAGGGCAACCUCUAAUUGCUUUGCCUCAGACUAUUCAGCCCCCAUUACAGCAUACUACCCCACAGGCUCAGGCCCAGAGCCUGAGUCGUCCUGCACAAGUAAGCCAACCUUUCAGAGGAUUAAUCCCUGCUGGAACACAGCAUAGCAUGAUCGCAACCACAGGAAAAAUGUCCGAAAUGGAACUAAAAGCCUUUGGAAGUGGUAUUGAUAUCAAACCAGGCACACCUCCAAUCAGCGGUAGAAGCACCACACCAACAUCUAGUCCCUUCCGGGCUACUUCCACAAGUCCGAACAGCCAGUCCAGCAAAAUGAACAGCAUUGUCUAUCAGAAGCAGUUCCAGUCAGCCCCUGCCACUGUGAGAAUGACGCAGCCAUUUCCUACACAGUUUGCACCCCAGAUUCUCUCUCAGCCUAACCUGGUCCCUCCAUUGGUAAGAGCCCCACAUACUAACACCUUCCCAGCGCCUGUUCAGAGGCCACCAAUGGCACUGGCCAGUCAGAUGCCUCCUCCGCUGACCACAGGCCUCAUGAGCCAUGCUCGUUUGCCACAUGUAGCCAGGGGUCCUUGUGGAUCACUAUCUGGAGUCAGAGGUAAUCAGGCCCAGGCUGCGUUGAAGGCUGAACAAGACAUGAAGGCAAAGCAGAGAGCAGAGGUUCUUCAGUCCACGCAGCGGUUCUUCUCUGAACAGCAGCAGAGCAAACAAAUAGCUGGCAAAGCCCAGAGAGUGGACAGUGAUUCAAGCAAACCUCCUGAAACACUGACCGACCCUUCUGGUGUCUGUCAGGAAAAAGUGGAAGAGAAGCCAACCCCUGCACCCACCAUGGCCACCAAACCCAUUAGAACUGGACCAAUCAAACCUCAGGCAAUCAAAACCGAAGAAACAAAAUCUUAAAGCCAAUGGGUUUUAGCAGGGGUUGGGGGAUGAGGUUGGGGAGAAUGGAGUCAGAUAAUGCCAGAGGCCAAAGGGGUAAAGUGGUCUGUGACAUUGUCCUGUGCAGAACUUGGAGAUGCACAAGGGACAGGGACAUAGGAGCAGUUUACACUGACAGCUGCUGCACAAGAGAAAAUGAGGCUUUGCCAGCUUGCACCUGCUGUAUAACACAUGCUCUGUUGAUGGCCGUGCAUCUUCAGUCAGAAUUUAUAUACAAAUAUGUGCACACAUUCUUUGAGUGCGUAUCAUUUAGAACUAAAAUCCUUAUGAUUAGUUGAAACACCAGAAAUGUGAGGAAAAUAACACUGCAGAGGGAGUAGCUCAGCCUGAACAGUGUGGCUGUCCCACUACUACAUCACAUGUGGUUUCUUUGCUCCCUUGCGUUCUUUGGAUCUGGUAUAGCAUUUGUAGGCUUGGUGGUGAGGAACUGAAGAUAACCGGUGCUGGAGAGAGGAGCCUUAUUUUUUAUUAUGGCAGCUUGCUAUUUUUUGUAACAUGGUGAUUGAGUUGAACACAAUCAAAGUAUAGUAACUAUCUCCCCUACUUCCUGGAUGAGUGAGCAAAUGAUUAAGUAUUGGUGUCAGCAUCCUUGAACAUCUCCAGAUAAGCAUUGUUUGGCUACUGCUUCUAUUUGAAAUGAUACUGUGUUUUAGUUGUGGCCCAAAGCUUUGAAGUGCUACUUGGCAUCUCCUUUCUUCCAUGGAGCUCUCACCAUUCAAACAUAACAGAUUUGGUAAAAUCAUAGUUAGGUUGAGUGCACUACUUGCCUACACUUGGCCAUCUUUGUAUCCAAUGGUUUUGGGGUUUUUGUUUUGUUUUGUUUUGUUUUUCAUUUUGGGUGGUUUUUGUUUUUGUUUUUUAACGGUUUUUAGCUGAUGUUCAUGAAGAGCAGUGAGUACUUAACUGUGCCACUAAUGAAAUCCUGUCUAAGAAGGUGCAUUUCUGUACCAGAGCUGUGUCACACCAUCCUUUGGGCCCUCUGCUGGAAAAGUAGAAUCAAGUCUCAAAUAAUGCCUUUUUAAUUGUAUCCUCUAGUAUUAUAGAUGUAGGACUGUACUGUAUCAUACCUCUGUGAAUGUAAGAUAUCUUGUACCUGCUUUAUGAUAGCGUAAUAGUGACCGUGCUAUAUCAGAGCUGCUUUUUAAUGACGUUAUUCUAGAAUGUUUUCUUU